Molecule: messenger RNA, 724 nt
Organism: Rhododendron vialii
Lineage: Eukaryota; Viridiplantae; Streptophyta; Magnoliopsida; Ericales; Ericaceae
Product: heavy metal-associated isoprenylated plant protein 45
Exons: 3
Coding region: 75-524 (149 amino acids)
Molecular function (GO): metal ion binding
Source: RefSeq, a predicted model, not a curated record
CAUUCCAGUACUGCUGUCUUGGGAGCAGGACAAGGAGCUGGCUGAAGCAGCUACACAAGUGCUUGAGCUUCACCAUGUUUGGUUGGUGUUUUGGGCAGACACAAAUAUCAAAUGCCUUGGCUAUUGUGGAGCUUUUGGUUCAUAUGGAUUGCGAAGGAUGUGAAAAAAGAGUACGAAGGGCAAUCUCUAAAUUAGAUGGUGUUGAUAGCUUGGAAAUAGACAUGGACAAGCAAAAGGUGACAGUGAGUGGAUAUGUGGACCAGAGGAAGGUUCUCAAGGUGGUUAGAAGAACAGGAAGGAAAGCAGAGUUCUGGCCUUACCCUUACGACAGUGAAUACUACCCUUACGCAUCUCAGUACCUGGACGAGUCCACCUUCUCGGCUACUUACAACUACUACACCCAUGGGUACAACGAGAGCAUGCAUGGUUACCUGCCCGACCCGGUUUACUCGAAAAUCGUAGACGAUGAGAUGGCCGAGGUUUUUAGUCCCGAAAACGUUCAUCACGCGUGCAGCAUCAUGUGACCACCGGGACGCGUAUGGGGUUUUUCAUCUUCAAAAGUUAUAUGAUAUGAACGUAAGUGUCAAUCGAGAUUUGUAUGCUUUUGAAGUCUCGUCAUGGGCAAAAAUUUCGAAACCUAAGAUUGUUGUUAUUCUAAGCUAAAAUUGUCUUCGAUAUUGAUGAAAGAAAAGUUUUUAAGUUGUGGGGAGCAAAAUCGUGCUAA